GUAUCUGGUAUGGCAUACUCGAGGGAAUAGGAGUUCUAGCUGUAAUCACCAAUGCUUUUGUCAUUGCCAUUACUUCGGACUAUAUCCCACGUUUUGUUUAUGCAUACAAAUAUGGACCUUGUAUCAACGAAGGAUACAGACAGGAAAAUUACACAUUUAAUAGAUGUUUGAAGGGAUAUGUCAACAGUAGCUUAUCAAUAUUUGAUCUCAGUGAACUCGGCAAGGGAUAUUCAGGGUACUGCAGGUAUCAUCUAGUUUUUGGAAUAAAAUCUUUCAUUGCCUACCUGAUUCCAGAUAUGCCCAAAGACUUAUGUGACAGAAUGCGAAGGGAGAAAUACUUAGUUCAGGAAAUGAUGUAUGAGGCUGAGCUGGAGCAUUUGCAAAGAGAGCGAAAAAAGAAUGGUAGGCAGUAUCACCACGAAUGGCCUUAGCUAAUAAGAAAGGAUGAAAUAAACAAGGGGGCAAAAACCAUCAGCAGAAGCAUCAUGACUGAACAUUUCCAGAAGUCAAGAUGAAGGUGGGAUUUGGAAAGAAGACAACAGAAUCAAGCUGUGUAUGUGUGUUGAUGUAAGGAAGUAAUGUUAUCAAGCUUUCUUGUAAAAUUGGAAAAAAAAAAUCCUGUUACCAGCAGACACAAUCAACCGUUCUGCUUCUUCCAUGCUCUGUGCUCAAAAAAAAAAAAAAGACCAUAGAGGAUCAGAAGUUCUAGAAGAGGAGAAUUUACUGGGCAAGCACAUAAUAAACCCAACAGAUCUGAGAAAAUGUAGAGUCCUUUACUUAUUUGUUAAACUUUCAUAGUAAGGGGUUUAUUUUUAUUUUUUUUUUAAAAAAAUGAUGUGCUUAUUCACUACUUCUACCCCUUCUGUUUGCAUAAAUAAAAGAAGAACUCAGACAAUUGCUGCCUUAGUGGCCAUCCGUUGAUGCUGUAACAGUCCGUGAGGCUUCCCGUUUUGUCAGGUUUAUCCUUGUCUCUUGCUGAGAUUGUGGAUGUUAAAAGGGAGGUCAGCCUGUCCUAUAUUUACUAUGCAGUUUGAUGUUUUGCACAUCACUUUUUGUUGGUUUGUAUGCAUAAUUCAAUGUACAUUCGAGUGUGCAUAGACAUGCACAUGCAGACACGCACAUCUACUGUGUGUGCCUCUCUGUGUGCAGAUACGUAUGUGUAUAUGUGCAUGUGUGUGCAUACCCAUAUGUGUAUGUCUCCCUAUGUAUGUGUACACAUACACAGACACACAUACAAAGCAAGACUUCGAGCCAAGAUUCAAUGAUCCACUACUGCAUGAGGUAUCUUGAUUCUUCGUGCAGAGCAAUGUAUAUCUCAGCUAAAUGUCUUAUACAAAGAAAAUGAUCCUGGCCUUGGAGAAAUUGCAGAUGAAUGGAGAAGCCUACAAGCCUACUUGGCUCCUUCUGCACAUACUUUGAUGUGCAUAAAGCUGCAUGAGUGUUUCUUUUCCCCAGCUCAGAAAACCUAGGAUGCUGACUCACCACUGCACUGCCCUUGAUGAAUCAACUCUUUGGGGAAAAUAUGUGGCAUUUUCCAUUGCUCUUGAUAUUCAAUGUGCAACUGAAGGCCGUUUCCUCAUACCUCUUAAGUGAACUGUCCUAUCCAUGCUCUAACGCAGCAUGCAGAAGCAGCAUGCAGAAGUAUAACUCUGUGAAUAUUUUAUAUUUCACAAAAAUGUCAACCUGAAAUGUCUCAGUCUGUAGCAAAUAUAAAACCAAUGUUAUUAUUUACCGUAUGCAAGCUUCCUGCUUAUGCAGCAAAUGAGGCAUAACAGCACUGAACUGCUUUUCCAAGAAAAGAGAUAGGACCGUACGUAACACUUUUUUUUCUUUAAAAACAAAUUAUGGAAGUAGGAAGAGAAAUAGGAUUAAAUUAUUCUCCAAUGGAAUGUCUUGCCAAGAUGUAUCUAAAAACUCCUUCAAACAAGUGAAUUGACUAUGGUGAUACUCAACUUCCAGAACCAGGCAACAAUAACACUUAGAAGGUGUUAAAGAAGUGAUUGUCACAACAAUUGUUUAUUAACUGCUUUUCCUAGGUUUUUUUAAAUGAGGAAGAGUAUGAAACACCAGACUAAAAUAUGUGUGCGAGAUUUACUUAUAUGCGAAACACUCCAAA
This is a messenger RNA of Thamnophis sirtalis, 2116 nucleotides long. Lineage: Eukaryota; Metazoa; Chordata; Lepidosauria; Squamata; Natricidae. The record is from RefSeq and is a predicted model, not a curated record.